Messenger RNA from Pangasianodon hypophthalmus (striped catfish), 5074 nucleotides. RefSeq lists its product as uncharacterized. Gene Ontology annotation, biological process: cell-cell adhesion; cell migration. The coding region runs from base 1024 to 5034 and encodes 1336 amino acids. Gene Ontology annotation, molecular function: actin filament binding; beta-catenin binding. Gene Ontology annotation, cellular component: adherens junction; catenin complex. The record is from RefSeq and is a predicted model, not a curated record. The transcript is spliced from 7 exons. NCBI's taxonomy places the organism in Eukaryota, Metazoa, Chordata, Actinopteri, Siluriformes, Pangasiidae.
GAAUGAAAAUGAUAAGAAUUACAUUAUUAGUUAGUACAAAACUAAACUUCAAGGUUUCAAAGUGUAAAGGUUUAUUGUGAUUGACAAUUAACUUGCAGUUGUAUCUGACACACACAUAUAAUAAUUUUGCACAAAUAUUUAUUUGUGCACAAAUUUUAAUUAUUGUGCAUACUGUAGUUAUUGCACAAUUUCUGGUUCUUGCACAUAUUGUCGUUUUUGGACAUAUAGUUAUUGCAUGUAAAGUAGUUGUCCUGAAACUCAGCCCAUUACUUUAAGACAAUUUAAACCUAAACUACAUACUUGUUUUUACUUGCAUGUAACUGUUGUAGUUUGUUUUAAAAAAUGUGUAUACCCACAGCACUAAAAUGACAUAAUACCCCAUAAUCAGCUAAGUAUUUACUGAGGUCAUUGUUUGGCUCAGAUGACACUUGUUGCUAUUAGACACACGAGAGCCAAUCACAGAGCUUUGCCAGCAAACAACAUUAAUAAUUUGUUGCUACUGAGUUGCUGGUGGUUACAAGAUGCUGCUACAACACGAGUGAUGGCAUGCCUAGUAGAAGACAGCUUGAUAAAGACCAGUUUGAUUGAGCAGGUUGUCGCCCCCAUUGCCGCUCACAUUUGUUACCUCACGCUGCUGUCUGAGACUGAUGACGAGGCAGAACAGUUCGUACAGCUGGAGACUUCGGCCCGUGCUGUAGCCAAGGCCUCCAGGAACAUGGCUGAUGUAGCAUCAAGAGUGAUGGCAGAGUCAGAUGAUGAUGUCAUGAGGUUGGAAAUGGGUCCACUCCUGGAACCUCUAAUGAUGUCAGGUCAGCAUGUUCUUCUUGCCACUCAAAAGCUCAGCAUACAGCCAGAAGUUAGAGAGCACAGAGAAGAACUUAUUGAAGCUACACAGAAUGUGCUUCUAGGAGUCGUGAAGGUAAAAUGAGGAGAAUAAGCAAUUAGGAUGCAUAGGAUAUGGUUAUAUGUAGCUGAUUAUCAUUGUUUUUUUUUCUUACAUCAGACUAAACAUGUCUUUUAUUGAUGCAGGUUCUUUUAGUGGAGGACAAUGCAACUGUAAGGAAAAUUACUACAGCUGCUGACUGGCUCCUGGAUUGCCUGAGAGAUGUUGGAGAUGCUACAGAUAUGCCAUCAUUACUAAAAGUAUUCCAGGCAUUUUCCAAGGCAUUACUGUUGCUUCACAACUUGGUAAUGGAUAGAGUAAAAGACCUACGUGAUCAGAGACAGCAAGAUUGUGUGAAAACAUCUGUGGAAAUAUUGAGAAGGAGUAUCUCAAUGCUUCACACUGCCAUGUACACAACAAUCAAACACCCAACCAGUGAGGUGGCACAGGAUUCAAAGAAAUACAUACUCCAACUUGUGGACUGCACUAUAAAUGAUAUCAUAACGAUGCUCAAGGGCAACUAUCAGUGCAUGUCCACAGGCUCAUGUGGAUAUUACACAGACAGACGGAUCAGAUUACUGAAAUCGCUGUCUGAUCCAGCAUUCAUUUCGUUUAAAGACAGUAACUUUGAUGUUGUGCUGCGAGAUUUGGUGUUCCAUAGCAUGGCUGUUGCAAACUCCUCUCAGAGAGAAAAGAAGUCUUGUGUGACAGCAUGUUGUAAACAUGUCCUGCAACUGUGGUCAGAGAUAUCACAGCAGAUGAGACAGAUAAAGAUAAAUUGUACAGAUAAGCAGGAGCCAGAAGACCAUCAGGAGAAGUUGUGUGUCUCUUUAAUGAUACAAAUCCAUGAGCUGGAUGAGGCAGUGGUAAAAGCAACUCUAUACCAGGUAAUGGACACCUUUGCCUUAACAUCAAGUCCUCUAGAGCAGCUGGUAAACACUGUACAUAACCUCUUAGAAGAUGACCUAGAGGAUGGUUUGGACCUGGAUCCUAUCCAAACUUUAUUUAAGACUUUCAUAUCCUAUGCAGAUAGGGUGGCUGAAGUAGCCAGCUUCAUCUCAGCUUUAGCUAUUGAUGAAAAGAGUCUUGAGAGUGUGGAAAACUCUAUUUCUUGCCUUUUGCGACUUAAGGAUGGAGUCGCACCACUUUUGCUGGAGCUUGAGGGAGACUCAGUGCAGUACCAUGGAGCUCUGCAUAAACUGAUAAAUUUUCACUUGAAAUGGGGGGAAGAAACAGAACAACUGCUGAAUGCAUUCUGCAAUGUCAUAAAUGUAAAGGAUUUCAUAAACCUCUCUGUUCAGGAGAUGAAGCACGAUUUGGAUAAGUGUGUAGAGGCCCAUAAAUCCCAGGACCACCACCAUUUGAGCAAACAAAUAAGACUUCUGAUUGGUCGAAUGAGCCAGGCAGUUCACUUUGUGAGAAACCGUGUGGAUAAGAGUAAUGAUCCCAUCUAUCGUAAUGGAUUACUGGUACUUGUUAGGCAAGCUGAAAAUUCCGCAGCUGAAGUGACAGGGUAUGCAACAGACAUAUUUAACGCCAACUUUCAAGAGGAAGCAUUCCCUUUGUUGGCCAACAGCAUCACAGUGGCUAUAAAGAACUUUGGUGUUCUUCAUGAGGGUUUAGAUGGUCUACAGCACCCACACCUGCUUAGCCCACUGAGAGAAGGGGCUCGGCAAGUGGCUACUAUUCCACCAGUCCCUGACAUGAAAGAGACGAAGAAGAAAACAAAUGAACAGGCCAAAACUGAGGACUUAGGUGAUGGAGAUCAAAAGGAAGAUUUAGCAGUUAAGCUUAAAGUUAGAAUUUCAGAAAAGGAAAAUCCUGAACUUACCACAGUGCAUCAGUCUGAAGCCAGAGAGAUAAAGAAGCCAUUUUUUAGGGACUCGAACUCUGUCCAAAUGUCUCACAGUGCUGACUUGUUGCCACUCUUAUAUGAAGUUGUUAACAUGACCAAAGCUAAAAACGUUGAAGCUUUAAACAUAGCUUGCACACAGAUUAUAGAACUUUCCAGUUGUUAUACCCAGGCUACAAAAGAGGCUGCCAGUAUUGUAGAGGACAAUCAUAAUCAGGAAAUGGAAACCCUUCGGUCUGAGCUAGUCACUCUGACACCGCUGCUUGUCCAGGCAGCACAGGAAACAGCCAUGAGCUCGGUCAAGAUCAUAGAUACUGUCUAUAAACGUAGCGCUCAGUUUUCUGACCUCAUCAAAAACACACACAAUAUUCUGCUGCCAGUAACUGGCAUGUGGUUUCAUGCCAUCAAAGCAAUGAUUCAAAGCCAUACAGUAAACAUGGUGGACACCUGCAUCCAAGAGCUGACGGAAGUCAUGUGUUUGUGUGCAGACACAGUUGAACUUGUGACAUCAACUGAUAUUAAAGUGAGGAGAAGUGAGAUUAGUGACAGUAUAACAUCUCUAAUAACCAAGCUCCAAAAAGCCCAAACUAAUACAAAGAAUCUCACAGACCUCCUUGUCUCCAAAACAUUUCAGUCUGAUGAACUUGAUGGACCUUGUAUCCUUUGGGCAUUGUCCAUCCAAGUUCUACUGACCUCACUGGAUCGGAUUUUGGGAACAGGUACCACUCAUGAAAGGGGACAGCUGACUCAGCUUCAGAUGACACCCAAAAAAUGGUUAGCAGUCAUGUCCGAGAACUCCCUUCGAAUCCAAGAGGCAGCAAGGCUGUCUUCCUUAAACUGUAGAGAUAGCUGUAAAGCAAAACUCUUGAAAGAACGAGAUGAUGUAAAAGCACUCAGUGAAGCCUAUUUACAGGCCAUGGAGGACCUUGGUACUGUGUCCAGGUCAGGUGUCCUGAGGCUUGUAAGAACAGAGCUCCUACAGAGACAGCUUCAGAUUAAAAUGAAAUCACUUUGUUGUCUCUUGAGCAAAGUUAAUGAGGAGUAUGUAACAGCAAUUCAAAAUGUUGUCUCUUUGGCUUGUUCAGCAAUCAUAAAAGAUUGUCCCAUGGAAGCUGAAGAAAUCCACAUGCAGUUUGAGGCAACCGCAGAAUUUCUCCUGAGGAAUGUUAAAACAGCCACAGAAUCUGUCCAAGAUUGUUUAAACUUUAUGAGAGACCCAAGAGAGAGGUCCAGUCUGAGAUUCAUUAGUGACCAUUUGUCAUUUCAGAUGUCAGAAAUAGUGAGUAGGGCAAAGUUAAUAAUGGAGACACAGACUGUCUCUGAGACUUUAAGCAUUGACAUUCAGACACAGUGCUGGUCAGCAAAAGCGCAUUACCUUGUAGAAGAACUUUACAAAGUAGAUGGAAUUCUUCCUGUCACAAAAGAGCAGAUCAAACUGGGCUUGCAGGGCAAAGCAUACAGUGGAGUUUUGCAGACUGAUAUAAAACCAAGCUCUGUCACAAAGGACACAAAACCUCCUAGACAAGUCAUCUCUGAAAAAACAAAUCCUGUAAACAUUCCUCCUACAAACAACCAGGAAUCAAAAAUGGACCUGUUAUCACAGAGGAGUGCUAGAGUGCCAGUGUUCAGCUCUCUGGAUCCAGGUCUGACCUACACUUCACUCUUCCUGAAGCAAGAAGCAGAAAAAUGGGAUGUUUGUGGAAACCAGAUUGUCAAGGUGACCAAAGAAAUGGCAGAUAAAAUCUAUGAUAUGACCCAGUACCUAAAAAAGAAAGGGCCAAUUCAGAGUAAAGAUGCCUUUGUAUCAUCAGCUAAAGAGUUAGUCUUGAGCUGCCAGACUGUCACACAGUUUGUGAAGGUCAUAGCUGACCAUUGCCUGGAUCAACACUCUACUAAGGAGCUGUCCAUCAUAGUAGAGCAGAUUGUCACCAUUACUAACCAGCUCACCAUUAUUUCCAGGGGUGCAUGGUGUCUCUCCAGUGUUAAUGCAGUGACUCCUGCAUGCAAGUCCUCCGAUGAAAUCCUGGUGAAAAAUGCCCAGAAUUUGCUUCAGACUGUUAUCCAAGGGGUACGAGCUGCAGAAACUGCAUGCAUAAAGGGCUUGAGACAACCUGAGCCCAACUCUGAAGCAGCAAAGGCAGCGUCCCUGUGCAUACAGUGGAAAAAGAACCUCCUCAUCCAUCGGACACAAGAACAGCUGAACCCUGAGACAGAUGACCUGGGUCUCCGCAAGACUUCCCUACACCAUGCAACCCCAAGCCUUGCACCACCCAUGAGUGUGCUCGAAAGAUAUAAAUAAAGCUUCUGUAAUGAAUAAUGUAAUAACACAUACCCUACAU